AUGGCAGAAGCUAUUCUUAAAGAUCAAGAACUUUUCAACUGUCCAGUCUGUCUGGACUUGCUGAAAAACCCUGCGACGAUUUCCUGUGGACACUCUUUCUGUAUGGACUGCAUCAGUAGCUGCUGGAUUCUGGAUGACACUGAUACUGUUUACAGCUGUCCUCAGUGUAGGCAGACUUUCAACCAAAGGCCUGUCCUAAACCAAAACAUUGUUCUGGCUGAACUGGUAGAGAGACUGAAGAACAUCCAGCUCCAAGCAUCUGCUGACUGUUACCCGGGACCUGGAGAUGUGGAGUGUGAUGUCUGCACCACAAGAAAACACAAAGCUAUCAAAUCCUGCCUCGUAUGCCUGGUCUCAUACUGUGAAACUCACCUUAGGCUUCACAACGAGCUCAACCCAGGAAAAAAACACAAGCUGAUUGACACGACCGGGCGACUACAGGAAAAGAUCUGCUCUCGUCAUGACAAACUUUUGGAAAUGUUUUGUCGCACUGAUCAACAAUGUAUCUGUUUUAUGUGCACUAUAGAUGAACACAAAGGACAUGAUACAGUCUUGGCUACAGAAGAGAAGACUGAAAAGCAGAGGGAGCUGGAGGUGAAACAAAUGGAAUCACAGAGAAGAAUUCAAGAGAAAGAAGAUGAACUGCAAGAGCUAGGACAAGCUAUGGAGUCCCUCAAGAGAUCCGCACAGUCAGCAGUGAGAGACAGUGAGAGAAUCGUUACGGAGUUGAUUGCCUCUAUUGAGAGAGAGUGGUCUGAGGUAACAGAGGUGAUUAAAGCCCAGGAGAAGGCUGAACUGAUCCAGGCUGAGAGACUGCGGAUGAGACUGGAGCAGGAGAUUGUCCAGAUGAAGAAUAAAGACGCUCAGUUAGCACAGCUCCUACAGACAGAGGAUGAAAUUCAUUUCCUUCAGAGUUUCCAGUCCCUCUGUGGACUUCCCGAAUCUGAAGACAUCCACAGAGUUUUUGUUAAACCCCUCCCCUCUUUUGAGGAAGUCGGAGAGUCUGCAGCCAAACUGAAAGAGCAACUGCAGAAACUCUGCCAAGAGGGCAUCAGCAAAAUAACUGGAGGUGUGUGGGAAAUCCGACAAAAAUAA
Molecule: messenger RNA, 1095 nt
Organism: Chanos chanos (milkfish)
Lineage: Eukaryota; Metazoa; Chordata; Actinopteri; Gonorynchiformes; Chanidae
Product: E3 ubiquitin/ISG15 ligase TRIM25-like
Exons: 4
Coding region: 1-1095 (364 amino acids)
Molecular function (GO): zinc ion binding
Source: RefSeq, a predicted model, not a curated record